CCGCGCAAGAUUUUCGCAUCCCGACACGGCUACAAAAGCCCAUCCAAAAGGCAAAGCGGCAACUCCACCAAACCGUCCCACUCCCCGUCCCAGUUGCCGCAAGCAGCGAUGGCGGCGAGCCUCGUCUCCAUCCCCGUCCCCGUCCGCUUCAUCCUCCUCCUCCUCGCCAUGGCCGGCACCCGCGCGGCGCCGGCCUCCGAGACCGUGAAGCAGAUCUGCGCGGAGGCGACGUCGGGCGGUGCCCACGCGGACCUGGAGCCCUUCUGCGUGGCAUCGCUGCAGGCGGCGCCCGGCAGCGACGGCGCCGACGCGCGCGGGCUGGCCGCGAUCGCCACCAACCUGACGCUGGCCAACUACACGGCGGCCGUGGCCACCAUCAAGGAGCUCCAGCGGCGGGGGGGCUGGUCGGCGGCGCAGCGGGGCGCGCUGGCCACGUGCCGGCAGCGCUACAUCGAGGCGCUCAACGUCGUGCACAGCGCCGUCCACGCGCUGGCCGCCGGGAGGUUCCGGGACUACGCGGCGGACAUGGGGGUCGUCGGGAAGGCAGCCACCGACUGCGAGGACGCGUUCGGCGCCGCCAACGCCGGUGGCGGGCCGUCGCCGCUGCGGAAGGUGGACCAGGACGCCGUCAACCUCACCACCGUGGCGGCGCUGAUCGUCAGAUCGCUGAAGUGAGGAGGGAUCGUCGGUGUUGCCUUUAGUCUAGCUGAUGAUUCGAUGGAAAUGUAAUAGUUGAACCGUGAUCUUCAGUUGCUGUGGUUAAGAAUAAGAGUGUGCCAGAGAUAUCAAA
Setaria italica (foxtail millet) is the source of this 790-nucleotide messenger RNA. RefSeq lists its product as uncharacterized. The record is from RefSeq and is a predicted model, not a curated record. Gene Ontology annotation, molecular function: enzyme inhibitor activity. The coding region runs from base 109 to 675 and encodes 188 amino acids. Lineage: Eukaryota; Viridiplantae; Streptophyta; Magnoliopsida; Poales; Poaceae. The transcript has a single exon.